AUGCACAUGUGUGUGUACAAUGCUCUUUGGUCCACAACUAGUUGGCCAUUGGGAUGUGGUAGGAGAGUGACACACACAUUGAUAGAAUGA
Spirodela intermedia is the source of this 90-nucleotide messenger RNA. NCBI's taxonomy places the organism in Eukaryota, Viridiplantae, Streptophyta, Magnoliopsida, Alismatales, Araceae. The record is from the annotation of a GenBank genome assembly.